AUGAGGACAGUCUUUAGAUACGAGUCUUCCAGUUCUGUGUCUCCUCUGCAGUCUCCCAGUUCUGUGUCUCCUCUGCAGUCUCCCACUUCUGUGUCUCCUCUGCAGUCUCCCACUUCUGUGUCUCCUGUACAGUCUCCCAGUUCUGUGUCUCCUGUGCAGUCUCCCAGUUCUGUGUCUCCUGUGCAGUCUCCCAGUUCUGUGUCUCCUCUGCAGUCUUCCAGUUCUGUGUCUCCUCUGCAGUCUCCCAGUUCUGUGUCUCCUCUGCAGUCUCCCACUUCUGUGUCUCCUGUACAGUCUCCCAGUUCUGUGUCUCCUGUGCAGUCUCCCAGUUCUGUGUCUCCUCUGCAGUCUCCCAGUUCUGUGUCUCCUCUGCAGUCUCCCAGUUCUGUGUCUCCUCUGCAGUCUUCCACUUCUGUGUCUCCUCUGCAGUCUCCGAGUUCUGUGUCUCCUGUGCAGUCUCCCAGUUCUGUGUCUCCUCUGCAGUCUCCCAGUUCUGUGUCUCCUGUGCAGUCUCCCAGUUCUGUGUCUCCUGUGCAGUCUCCCAGUUCUAUGUCUCCUGUGCAGUCUCCCAGUUCUGUGUCUCCUGUGAUUUAG
Molecule: messenger RNA, 594 nt
Organism: Biomphalaria glabrata
Lineage: Eukaryota; Metazoa; Mollusca; Gastropoda; Planorbidae
Exons: 2
Coding region: 1-594 (197 amino acids)
Source: RefSeq, a predicted model, not a curated record